Molecule: messenger RNA, 1061 nt
Organism: Prunus dulcis (almond)
Lineage: Eukaryota; Viridiplantae; Streptophyta; Magnoliopsida; Rosales; Rosaceae
Product: probable dolichyl pyrophosphate Glc1Man9GlcNAc2 alpha-1,3-glucosyltransferase
Exons: 1
Coding region: 52-840 (262 amino acids)
Biological process (GO): protein N-linked glycosylation
Cellular component (GO): endoplasmic reticulum membrane
Molecular function (GO): dolichyl pyrophosphate Glc1Man9GlcNAc2 alpha-1,3-glucosyltransferase activity
Source: RefSeq, a predicted model, not a curated record
UUCAGUUUUCUUUGAAUCGAAUUCCUGGUUGUUCUCUGAAGUUUCAAUUCCAUGGAAGAACAAACCACCCCGAAACUGAAAAAACCUCCAAAACCCAGCAAGCCCAUUACAGAGCUAUGGUGGUUUUUCGCCGCAGCCGCCUGCGUAAAGCUGCUACUGAUCCCAGCCUACAAAAGCACAGACUUUGAGGUCCAUCGCCACUGGCUUGCUAUAACCCACUCUCUGCCUCUCUCUCAAUGGUACUUUGACGAGACCAGCCCUUGGACCCUUGACUACCCUCCAUUCUUUGCCUACUUUGAGCGCUUCCUAUCCAUUUUUGCCAAUCUCAUUGACCCACAAAUUGUUCACCUCCAAAAGGGCUUGAAUUACAGCUCAAACACAGUGCUUUAUUUCCAAAGAAUCUCUGUUAUCUUCUCGGAUUUGUGUCUUUUGUAUGGGGUUUAUAGAUUGACUAGGAAGUUGGAUUCAACGAGGCAAAAACUGAUCUGGGUACUGGCGGUUUGGUCUCCAAUGCUUGUGAUUCUGGAACGUUUGCAUUUUCAGUACAAUGGAUUUUUCCUUGGGAUUUUGUUGAUUUCGCUUUCUUAUUUGGAGGAAGGGAGGGACUUGAUGGGUGGACUGGUUUUUGCCGUGUUGUUGUGUUUCAAGCAUUUGUUUGCUGUGGCGGCACCAGUUUAUUUUGUCUACUUCUUGUGGCAUUAUUGCUGGAAAGGAUUUGUGAGAGGUUUCUGGCGGCUUUUCAUUUUGGGAGCUAUUGUUGUGGCUGUUUUUGCAGUGGCUUAUGGACCCUUUAUCUAUCAUGGACAAGUAAUCUCUAUGGCUUUGACAAUUUGUCUUUAGAUGGUUAUUGGCCAUCAUCGUCGUAUUACUCUUAUCUGUUUUUGUGAAGAAAUCUCAGAGCAUAUUAACCCUUGCAUGUGUGAAUACUCACCAAAGCAAUGAAUGGCUGGGAAUUUUUCCUCUGCAAAUGGGAUUUUUAUGACAGCUGAAUAUAUGUUAUACUACGGAAAGAAAUAGUAAGCGAGUUCUUAGGUGUGCCAAUUCUAUGUUUUCUGUUUUGU